Messenger RNA from Struthio camelus australis, 3514 nucleotides. The record is from RefSeq and is a predicted model, not a curated record. NCBI's taxonomy places the organism in Eukaryota, Metazoa, Chordata, Aves, Struthioniformes, Struthionidae.
GCCUCGUCUCCAGCGCUCAGGAGCGAGAAGAGACCGAAGAGCCGUAAACGAGCAGAGGGAAAUAACUUGGGGGAGAUAGCAAGAGGGACUAGCGUAAAGCAAGGCGCUCACUGAAUUUAAGCUUCGCGCGGAGCGGGAGCGUCCUUGGCACGGUGCUGUGGGGCCGGCGCGCUGUCACCCCGGCAGCGCAGUCGUUCCCUUUACGACUGGAGAGAAGCGGAGCGAAGGAAGAAGUCAAACAUCAGACUUUUAGUCUCCGAGUCCUGACGGCCUGUGUCAGAGCGUGCGCAGAGAAGGGUCCGAGGGCCAGAAGGACUGGAAGGACCACACGACGCACAGCGGAGCUGAGAUCCCCACACUGGGCAGCCGUAGGACGUGCUGGCGGACUCCUGGUGCGCCGGUUGAGAGAUACUGUCAAGUUUGUGGCAUGCGAAUAUCGGGAAGGACAGAAACCUGAGUUGGACUAAGCCACUUUGGGCCCCUGCUUUAUUAGCGGAUGAGUAGAUUGCGAUUGUGGGAUGACUGGUUACAGUCGUGUCAUCUAGCUCCUCUAGUCCUCUAGUCCUCUUCCAGUUAAGGUAUGAGCAUCCUUCAGAAGAAAGAGGACAUUUUUUCAGACUGUAGAAAGAAAUUUUGGAAUACAUAUAAGACCGGGCUGAUGUACUGGCCUUUCGUGCAGCUGUCAAACUUCAUGUUGGUCCCCGUUUACCUGAGAACAGCUUACACUGGGCUCUGUGGCUUUCUCUGGGCUACCUUCAUUUGCUUUUCCCAACAGAGUGGAGAUGGCACAGCAAAGUCAGCAUUUGUGUGGUUCCAAGGAGAGGAGGUCAAUGCAGAUGAAGAACCAUCAGAGAAAUAAGAACUUUAGUUCUGAACCCAUUCUAACUUGGUAAACCGAGUUUAUGAAAGCCAGAAAACUGCACUGCAGCCCCAUUGCUGUGUUUAGAAUAAACAGUCGUCCCAGCAUUUGUUGGUUAGUAUAAGCAGUGGAACAGUUUGUCUUUGUGCCUGGUUAUUUUUCAUAAAAGAGGCCAAUUGUAUAUUGGCACUUAAUUAUUUUCAUGCUGCCAGCCCAUCUCCUCUGGGAACGACUGACUGUUACAGGGCAGCGUAAGCAUUUGCACAUCAUGUCAGCCAGCCUCGCUGGGGAGAAAUAUUAACUGUAAUUUAAUUUUCAAGCAACUUGUAAUUGCUAGAAAAGGGGGAAUAGAACAUUAAAUCAUCAGUGGUCAUACUUGACAAUUGUUAUCAGCGCGGGACUGCUUUUGCAGAAGAAAAUUUAACAGACUUCUUAUCUAAAAAGUGGCAUUGCAUCUGUAUUACUCAGAGGAAAAAAGUACUCUAUUUUGUAGGGGCCAUUUCUCUGCAGGGACAAACUUGCUUUAUUCUGCAUUACAAUCUAUAUAGAAAAUAAAUUACUUCAUAGAAUGUACAUUUUUACAUCUCCUAACUUAACUGGGAGAACGACGAUAACUUAUUUCAGCCAGUGUUCUUUGGGAUUCGUUAUGAUGCUGCAUAUUCACGCUUGGGGGAAGCAUUGGUCAUAAGCAGCUCUCGCAGCAGAACCUAACUAAACCCUGUGCCGUGAGCUGCUGUCAUACCUGUAUACUGCUUAUUCCUGUGUCUCUCAAGGGACAAAGUAUUAAAGAGCACAUGGAAGCCUUGCCACUUUUCCAUUGUUUCAUUUAGUCAAGACUUCAUUAAGAUUUUGAAGAAAAAGAGCAUGAGAAAGACAGUAAUGUGAAUGCCAGAAUCCCUCUCAAAACAGUCCAGCUAUAUAUAAGGAAUAUAUAAGGAUAUAUAUAUAUAUCUUCCACGUAUAUAUAAGCAACAUUUCUUCUUCAAGCGGCUUUUAAACAUUCCUAUUCAUAAGAGACACUGGCUUAUAGUAACUACACAUAGGAAACUAGGAGGAGGUUAACUAGGCUUCGUUAAACUGAGAGUCAGGUCUGUAUGCAGGUGUGCUCAUCACUGUUUUUUAAAUGUUUACAUGUAUCUCAGAACAGGAACUGUGCAAAUUUCUGUAAUUGCAGUAAGUUCAAAGCAGACUAAUAAAGGAGCCCUUUAUUUAUUAGAAUGGGAUUUUAUGCCUUGAGGUUACUAAGCUGUAAGCUUGAAACAGUAUGUGAUUUAACACGUCUUGACGAUAACUGGAAAGGUAAGACUCAACCCUCUUUGUUAUAUGAAUAAUAAACCCCUUUGGGGAGUGUCUGAAUUCCUCAGUCUUGUCUCAACAGUAAACCAAAGCCUGCUUAGGCUGUAAAAGUGCAUUCCUUUUGCAGGCGGCUAUACUACUUACUGUAUUAUCGCUUGCAACUGUUUGUCACUGCAGGAGCCUGCUGCUGCAUGGCUUAGACAGGGAAAGGGAUCAUGCAAGCGCUGCCCAAUCUACUCCAGGUAAAAUCAACUUGGUUAGCCUAAUGCAGAGGUCAAGAGUGGUAGCCCAUAUGGCUUUGACUGCAGCAGAUGGGAAGAGGGUAAAUUUUAGAGGCGGGGGGGUGCUGCUUCUACAGCCUGUUUUGCUGGCAGACGGGUGGAGGAGGUAGCGUCCCUCUCACGGAUGACAAGUCACUGCAGUUAGUUCAUCUUCAGCUGGCACAGGCAGACCUGGAAGAGGGCACCUGACUACAGUCUUAAGGUGGAAUUCAUUUUAAUUGACUUUAGACGUGUAGUGUGGACAUCUACAACGUGGAUACUCAGUUUCAGCUCUCUCUAUUGUUAGUGGGGGUAAAUAGGCAGUUUUAGAUAGCUGUUGUCGAGUGAGAUGAAUUAUGCACUGUAAGUGCCCAUUUCUUCCCAUCAAUAAUACACCCUUGGGCGACUAGCUCCUAUGUAGAUAGCUUCAUUGUAGUUUAUUAUAUUUGGUCUGGUGAAUCCCCUGCUUGGUGUCUGUUUUAGAUGUCCCUAUGGGAGUAAUUCUGUGGGUGUUGCUGCUUGGAUCCCCCAGUGUGAAUUGGGCAGUCUUGAAGCUGGAUAUCCCAGCUGGACUGAAAAUCCACAGAGGACCGAACUGCAUUUUAUCUGUCUAUUUAAAAAAAGAAAAGAAGAGUGAAUGGAUAUUUUCAGGCUGCUGUAGCUGCUGAAGUGUUACUGUGUGUAUAUGUUUAAAGUCCUCAAGAUAAAAAGGGAAUGUCAUUAUUUUUUUUCUGUUAAUAUUUUUAGAAUCAGAAUUAUGUUCAGAGUCUGUUCUAUUCAGUGAGAGUUACAUUACCACACAACGUCUUACAUUAUACUUAAAAGUUUUAGAUGAGGUGUGCUAAUGAUUUUCUUUAACAGCUUUUAUUUUUAUUUCUGCUUAUGCCUUAAGCAUUUAAUGAUUGAUAUAAUUCAUUUGGAAAAAGGAGAGUGCUAUAGGGGUGUUUUGCUGCAUGCUGUAAGCAGAAUGCCCUGUUAUACUGCAACUCAGUGGGGGGAAAAAAAAAUUUCUGCAUAGGUAUAGGUAGUAAAACCUAAGCCCCAGGAGAAUCAAGAAUUUGAGUCUGUCCUCAUGAUCUGUAUAAUUCUGAUGCUUUUA